AGAGGAAGAAAGAAAUGCUCGCAUCCCAUCAUUUCAUUUCAUCUCUUUACUUCUUCAUCUUCUUUUUCUGCUUCUGUUCUCUUUCACUAUCCAACUCUGAUUUUAAUGCUUUACUAUCCUUCAAAGCCUCCUUAUCUGACCCUAACAGCUCUCUUUCUUCCUGGCUCAAUUCAACUCAACCCUGUUCUGACUCAUGGUUCGGUGUCACCUGCAACCCCGCCACUAACCGAGUCACUAAACUUGUUCUGGAGAAUUUAAACCUCACUGGUUCGGUUCAGCCACUCAACCAACUCACUCAUCUCAGACUCCUCAGCCUCAAGAAUAAUUCCUUUUGUUCCUCAAACUUGAACCUUUCUUCAUGGCCUCAUAUAAAGAACAUCUACCUCUCUCACAACCAAUUCCGCGGCAUAUUCCCUUCCGGAGUAUCCAAUAUCCGCCGCCUCCAUAGACUUGAUUUGUCGUACAAUCUUUUCACCGGUGAAAUCCCGAUGAGCGAGUUGACUCGCUUGCCGACUUUGUUGACUCUGCGGCUCGAGGAAAAUUCCUUCACCGGAACUCUCGACUCAGCUAACUCAAGUUCUCUAUCGCUUUUGGAUUUUAAUGUUUCAAAGAACAAACUGUCCGGUGAGAUUCCGUCGUGGAUGUCAAGUUUUCCGAUGAGUUCAUUCGGCGGGAACGAAAAUCUCUGCGGUCGGCCUUUGGCAUCGAAUUGCUCAAAUCGGCCGGCAGAGUCUGUGCCACUACGAUCAAGCUCAAGGAGAUUGAGAGCUAUAAUAGUGUUGGUAAUCGUUCUAUUCGACGUGGUGGCGAUCGUAGCUGCCGUCGUGACAAUCACGUGGUGUUGUUACAAGAGAAAAAGAAACCGUUGGGGUGGUGGACCCCACAACGAAAUGCAGAUGAAGCAUGGGACCCACCACAACCGUAACGGCAAAUACGGUGGUGAAGAAGAAGAUGAAAUGGUGGUGUUUGAGGGGUGUCAUAAGGGUUUUACGAAGGUUGGCGAUUUGUUAAAAGCAUCAGCCGAAUUGUUAGGAAAAGGGUGUGUGGGGACCACUUAUAAGGUUGUGAUGGAGGGUGGUGAUGUGGUGGUUGUCAAGAGGAUGAGAGAAAGGAAGAAGAAGAAGGAGGUUGAUGAGUGGCUUAGUGUGAUUGGUGGGUUGAGACACUGUAAUAUUGUGAACCUCAGAGCAUAUUUUAACGCCAAGGAAGAAUUACUUCUGGUCUAUGAUUUUCUACCAAACGGAAGCCUGCAGUCUCUCUUGCAUGGAGAUAGAGGACCGGGAAGGACUCCAUUAGAUUGGACUACAAGGUUAAAACUAGCUUCUGAUUCUGCAAAAGGCCUAGCUUUUCUUCAUGGUUACGACAAAAUCAAGCUUUUUCAUGGGCAUCUCUCAUCAUCUAAUAUUGUCGUUGAUCGGCUGGGCAAUGCAUGUAUUUCUGACAUUAGUGUCCACCAACUUUUGCCUUCACCCCUUUUAAUAAACAAUGCCUAUAAAGCCCCAGAGGUGAAGCCUAACAACAGCAGCAACUGGAGCCAAAGAAAAUAUACGCAGAAAUGUGAUGUUUAUAGCUUUGGGGUGGUAUUGUUGGAGAUGUUGACUGGGAAAAUGGCGACGGGAGAUGGAGAAUCGAGUAUAGUGUUGUGGGCGCAAAGGGCGGCUGCAGAAGAGGAUUCAUGGGAGGUGUUUGAUUUCGAGUUAAUAAGAGACAAAGAGAUGGAGGAGGAAAUGCGGGCUCUCUUGCAGCUUGCUCUGCUCUGCUUAGCUCCAUUACCAAGAAAUCGUCCCAAGAUGAGUUUGGUGCAUAGGAUAAUUGAAGAUAUUAGGACAAAAGGUUCAAUUGAUGGCGGGAAUUCAUUCAUGAAUAAUCUUUCUUCGGAUUCUUCCCCUUCUCUGUCUGAAACCGUCGUUAAUUAACUUCACUAGAUAGCAAUGAAAUUGAGGGCAGUUGAUAGGAACCCAGCUGGAGGAGUGGCUGUGGAGGAUGGAGAUGCAGGAAGAUAUCCUGCAAGGGCUCGGCAAAGCUCCUGCAUGGACGAAGGAUUAUCGCAUGGGGCGUUGAGCAGUAGAGUUAUUUUAUGUUAUUGUCAUUAGUUUUGGGUGAUUGAUGUUAUUCUCCUUUAUUUUGGGCAUUAGUUGGAUUAUUAAGACUUUACAUUUUUAAGGUUAUUUAUAUUGCUUGAUGAUAAUAAAAGAGGCAUAAAAGAUUUAUCGCAACUCUCCUUCCUCUCUCUCUCUCUCUCUCAAUUGCUUGGGAGGUACUACUCCCUCAUAUAGAGUAGAUUAUCCCAUCAGCAGUGAUUUCAAUAAAUUUAUCGACAGGGUGAGUGAAUCCAAGAGAUGUAAUACUAUGGAUGUCUAUUAUAUAGUUCUAUAUAUAUUAUUAUAGCAUUCAGAAUUAAAUGCAUUGAGAAGGUCUUCAA
Molecule: messenger RNA, 2422 nt
Organism: Pistacia vera
Lineage: Eukaryota; Viridiplantae; Streptophyta; Magnoliopsida; Sapindales; Anacardiaceae
Product: probable leucine-rich repeat receptor-like protein kinase At1g68400
Exons: 2
Coding region: 15-1916 (633 amino acids)
Biological process (GO): protein phosphorylation
Molecular function (GO): ATP binding; protein kinase activity
Source: RefSeq, a predicted model, not a curated record